AGCCAAGUGUUAAGCAGGUUAAUGAAACCUUUUUGCAAAUUGAACAAUAUGACCGUACAAAGUUUUCAAAUCCCGAAAGAGUCGGUACUGGAGCAUAUAAGAAAUUAUAUCGAGCUAUUUCAGAAAGUGAUGAAAUGGUCGUUGUUUUGAAACAAGUGGAUAAUAAAAAUGAAAAAGAACUUUUAAAAGAGGAACAAGUUAAAUCAUAUAACUUAAUAUUUGACAGAGAAUUUCAUACGCACAGAGGAAAUAAUAUAAUUAUAAAUGAGCAUUCAUCAGAAAUUUGGUUAGAACCCAGAAUGGAAAAUAAUCAUUUACAAGAAAUGCAAAUAGAUCUUAAUUUAGCAGAACGAAUUGAUAAUAGAGUUAUAUCACACCAAUCUGUGGAUGACAAUAUUCAACCAUUCAAUUCUUUAUUUAAAACGGUCACAGAAGUAAUUGAAAAAAUGCUGACAAUAUAUGAAUCUGCUGAAUGUAGUAAAAAAAUUUGUUGCGCAUUAUUAUUUCGAGCUGAAAUAGCACAAACUUGUAUAAAAAAUUUGCAAAGAAAACGUCAAGCUAAUUCUAAAAAUUUUCGACGACAAGAUUAUUAUCUUACUUGGAUUAAAUUUAUGAAUGUUUUAAAGAAUAUCAUGAUAUUUGCUGAAGAAAUUACACAGUUAUCAUGGUUCCGAAAGUUUUUAAAUAUCAAUAUGGUUAUAGAUACUUUUUAUGCAAAUAUUGUAGAAUUCGAAGAUUCUUGCUAUGAUUUAAAUUUAAUUGCAGCUGUGUACAGUGCUGAACAAAGAGAAAAAGAGGCACAAGAUGUAGCUUAUGAUAUUUUAAUUUUGAGAAAGUCAUUGGAUGGAAUGCAACCCGAAAUUAAAACAUUAACUACAGAGAUUGCUGUAUUGAAUGCUGCAAAACAUUCUUUAAAAAAUGCUACGCCUGAGAUUAUAGCUUCAAAUGUUCCGAGAAGACUGUGCAAAAUACCUCGAAUAAAUUCAGAGGAACUAAAUGAUCUACCUCCUUCUAAAGAUAAUAGACCUGCUGAAUUUUUAGAAAAAAUUUAUAGAGAAUCAAAGAGGGAUUCUGUAACUAGUGAAAUGGAAAUUGAUGAUUCAAAAACUAUUGCAAUUAUUGGACCAACUUAUAGUGAUGAUUCGAAAACUAUAGUGAUUAGUGAAACACUUGUAAUCGAACAACCAGCAAAUGAAUCAACAAAUGUUGAAGAAUCAACAAAUGUUGGAGAAUCAACAAAUGUUGGAGAAUCAACAAACGUUGGAGAAUCAACAAAUGUUGGAGAAUCAACAAAUGUUGGAGAAUCAACAAAUGCCGGAGAAUCAACAAAUGUUGAAGAAUCAACAAAUGUCGGAGAAUCAAUGAAUGUUGAAGAAUCGACCAAUGUUGAUGAAUCAAUGAAUAUCGAAGAAUCAACAAAUGUUGAAAAAUCAACCAACGUCGGAAAAUCAACCAAUUUUGAAGAAUCAACCAAUGCUAAAGAAUCAACCAAUGCUAAAGAAUCAACCAAUGUUGGAGAACCGACCAAUGUUGAGAAACCAACCAAUAUUGAAGAAUCAACAAAUGUUGAAAAAUCAACAAAUGUCGAAGAAUCAACCAAUGUUGAAGAAUCAAUGAAUAUCGAAGAAUCAACAAAUGUUGGAAAAUCAACCAACGUUGGAGAAUCAACCAUUGUUGAAGAAUCAGCCAAUGCUAAAGAAUCAACCAAUGCUGAAGAAUCAACCAAUGCUGAAGAAUCAACCAAUGCUGAAGAAUCAACCAAUGCUGAAGAAUCAACAAAUGUUGGAGAACCAACCAAUGUUGAAAAACCAACCAAUGUUGAAGAAUCAAUGAAUGUUGGAUCAACCAAUGUUGAAAAAUCAACCAAUGCUGAAGGAUCAACAAAUGUAGAAGAAUCAACCAAAGUAGAAGAAUCAAUGAAUGUUGAAGAAUCAACCCAUGUAGAAAAAUCAGCCAAUGUAGAAGAAUCAACCAAUGUUGAAAAAUCAACCAAUGUAGAAGAAUCAACAAAUGUAGGAGAAUCAAUGAAUGUUGAAGAAUCAACCAAUAUUGAAAAACCAACAAAAGUUGAAAAGCCAACCAAUGUUGAAAAGCCAACCAAAGUUGAAAAGCCAACCAAUGUUGAAAAGCCAACCAAUGUUGAAAAAUCAACCAAUGUAGGAAAAUCAACCAAUGUAGAAGAAUCAAUGAAUGUUGAAGAAUCAACCAAUAUUGAAAACCAACAAAAGUUGAAAAGCCAACCAAUGUUGAAAAGCCAACCAAUGUUGAAAAAUCAACCAAUCCAACCAAUGUUGAAAAUUCAACCAAUGUUGAAAAGUCAACCAAUGUUGAAAAAUCAAUCAAUGUAG
Racocetra fulgida is the source of this 2348-nucleotide messenger RNA. NCBI's taxonomy places the organism in Eukaryota, Fungi, Glomeromycota, Glomeromycetes, Diversisporales, Gigasporaceae. The record is from the annotation of a GenBank genome assembly.